Ahaetulla prasina is the source of this 804-nucleotide messenger RNA. Its product is annotated as transmembrane protein 238-like. The coding region runs from base 1 to 642 and encodes 213 amino acids. NCBI's taxonomy places the organism in Eukaryota, Metazoa, Chordata, Lepidosauria, Squamata, Colubridae. The transcript has 2 exons. The record is from RefSeq and is a predicted model, not a curated record.
AUGGAGGCUGCCCCGCGGCGCAAGCGGAGCCGGUGCCGGUGCGCGCUGGGGCUGGCGCUCCUCUUCGACGCGCUGGGCUUGGCGGGGCUGCUGCUGGGCGGCUUGCUGGAGACGGAGGUCUCCGACCUGCUCAUCUACCUGGGCGGCGUGGCCGUUUUCUUCAGCCUGCCCUGGUGGGUCUUCUGGCACGUGGGCAACCUGGAGGUGCCGGCCGAGGAGCUGCGGGACGACGUGGGGCUGGCGCUGCGGAGCGGCGGCGACGCCUGGAGCAUGGAGAGCUGGCGAGCCCGGCGCUUGGCUCGCCUCGCCCGCGUCUUCAGCACCCACUUCUCGCUCCCCUCCGCCUCCGCCUCCGCCUCCGUCCCGUCCCAGGUCGGCCGCCCCCGCGCCCACUUCGCCGCUCCCACCGGCGGCAUCGGCCGCCCCAGCGAGACGGAGAAGCUGCAGGAGCCGUCCCAGGAGAGCCAGGAGGGGGUUUCCCCCCUUGAGAGUUCAAGCCAGCCCUCUUCCCUCUUCUCCUCCGCCGCCGCCGCCGCCGCCGGCACAACAGCCCCGCAGGAAUUGCCCGAAACCCCUGAAACCCAAGAUCGUGGAACACAAACCAGUUUCUUCAAAAUCAUCGGACGCCACAAAAAGACCUAGACGCCAUGACUCUCUCUGAAACAGUUUAUAACACCCUGGAAAAACUGUUUAUGCCUCCCAGAGACAAUCAAACAGCAUCACAAAAGGACUGUGCUCAGUUACUGAACUUGAAGUUAAUUUAUGGGCCUGGACAAGGUUGAUGUCUCUUAUAUAACAGGUGGA